Molecule: messenger RNA, 2396 nt
Organism: Gekko japonicus
Lineage: Eukaryota; Metazoa; Chordata; Lepidosauria; Squamata; Gekkonidae
Gene: TRMT44
Product: tRNA methyltransferase 44 homolog (S. cerevisiae)
Exons: 11
Coding region: 1-2103 (700 amino acids)
Biological process (GO): tRNA methylation
Molecular function (GO): metal ion binding; tRNA (uridine) methyltransferase activity
Source: RefSeq, a predicted model, not a curated record
AUGGAGCUCCUGGGGGAGGCCGCCGUGCGGGACCCGCCGCCGGCCCGGCUCCCCGGCGGCUUCUGGGCGGCCGUCGGCGUCUGGCUGGAGAAGCCGCACGUGGCCAACAAGCGGCUCUGCGGCGCCCGCCUGGAGGAGGCCCGGGUCCGGCCCCGGCCCGGCGGAGAGGAGGAGGAGGAGGACGCGGAGGGCGGCGGCUCCGCGCUGGACGCCGCCUGGGAGGCCCUGUGCAGCCCCGAGUGCCGGCGGGAGUGCCGCGCCCUCGGCCUCCUCGCCGCCGCCGCGCCCCUGGCCCGGCCCGAGCGGGUGGUGGUGCUGCUGCGCACCCUGCUGCCGAAGGGGGGGAGCCGCCCCGCCCCCGCCGCCCGGGAGAUGGUCGUCAAAGAUAUCUGUAAUGGGACUGUGACCUUUGUGCCGUUGGAGCAAACCCAUGAAGUAAAAUGCGAGAUCAAGAAGUGCAACAUUUAUCAAAUUAAACUUGUGCAUACAAAAGAUGAUGAAUGGUCUCUCUCAGUUUUAUCGCCAUCUCCAGAAAAGUAUAUUUCAGAUGGAAUUGUAUACCCCAAGACAACAUGGCUUGGAAAUGAACUGCUGACUAAACUGGCUAAGUGGUCCAUGGAAACAAAAAAGUGUGAAUUUAAGAAUACCCUCUCUCUCAUUUCUGUGGCUAGAUAUAACAACACUUACCAAAAUUUAAAGGAAAAAUACAAAGAAAUCGUAAAGGUGUGGCCUGAAGUAACAGAUCCUCAAAAGUUUGUAUAUGAAGAUGUUGCUAUAGCUGCAUAUCUGUUGAUCCUUUGGGAAGAUGAGAGAACUGCAAAAGGCCUGUCCAGAAAACAGUCUUUUGUGGAUCUUGGUUGUGGAAAUGGUCUUCUGGUCCACAUCCUAAGCAGCGAAGGGCAUUCUGGCAAAGGGAUUGAUGUUAGAAGAAGAAAAAUAUGGGACAUGUACGGGCCCCAAACACACUUGGAGGAAUGUGCAGUUAGUCCAAAUGAUCUGCAUCCAGAUGCUGAUUGGUUAAUUGGAAAUCAUUCUGAUGAGUUGACUCCAUGGAUACCAGUAAUAGCAGCCAGGUCUUCGUAUUCUUGCUGCUAUUUCGUACUACCUUGCUGCUUUUUUGACUUCCAUGGAAAGUAUAUCCGGAGGCAAAGUAAGAAGACUCAGUACAGAGAAUAUCUUGAUUUUGUUACAGAAGUGGGACUUGUAUGUGGCUUUAAUGUUGAAGAAGAUUGCCUUAGAAUUCCCUCAACAAAAAGGGUGUGCUUAAUUGGAAAGUCUAGAACGUAUCUCCCAUCGCAAAGUGCUGCACUCGAUGAACAGCAAGGACGUUAUAUCCGCAGCCGCCAGUGCCACAGCGUAAGAGCGCCAGGGGGAGUGGAAGGGGGACAUCGGAGUGAGCGUCAGCCAGCCGCAAGCCAGGACGUGGGCCUAAUUGCAGGCAGAGAAGUACUGAAAAAUACGGAUGUGGCGGGAGCCUUAAUAUCUGGGUUUCAGCCUAGAGGGAAGGAACCAGUCCGUAACUGCACUGCUCUCCCUAAAGAUUUUGUGGACAGCGUGGUCUUGGAAGUAGCAAACCUACUGCUGAGUGGAAUCCAAGCUGUACCUGGAACUUCAGGUGCAUGGAGUCGAGGAGAGAGUCUCACCUUGAGUGAAAUUGCAGCACGUUUAAAAGAAGACACUUUAAAAAGGCUGAGGAAUGAAUAUGGAGGCCUGCAGACCUUGCUUAGAAACAGUCACCAAGUGUUUGAAGUGCUCAGUGGAAGAGUUAAUAUCCGUGACUGGAGAGAAGCGAAGCUGUCAAGCAAAAAGAAGCCAGGCAUGCAGGCUGAGCCAGGAGUUUCUUCGAAAGCCACAAAAACUCGCCUGUGUUGGUUUGACAUGCACCAUCCUCAUGGCUGUCCUUUGACCUCUGAACACUGUUCUUAUGCUCAUGGCAUUGAGGACCUGAGGCCGCACCAGCAGGUGCCAAAGAAACGUCAUGCCAAGCACGAAGGAGCUGCUGGCACAGGUGGAGGAGGUGGUCCAGUGGACUUUGGGUCCCAUAAACAGCGCCGUACUUCAUGUGGUGACACCUCUCUAAAUCCUCUUUAUGCAAGAGAAUGAAGGGGGGUUUUUUGUGGAAGAGAAGAUUUUGCAAGUUCCAUGGUUGACUUAUUGCCCUGACAAUGCUGAUUUUUAUUUGUACAUUAAAAUCCAAAUUUUAUCUGCAGUUGUGUUCUCAAAAUAGUUUCGGGAGUAUUUUUUCCCUUUCGUUUUGAUGAACGUGCAAAUCCAUGUUUAUGCUGAGGAAAAAUCUUGCAGUAAAAAUGUGGUCUCUGUUGCCCCAGAAGGUCAGGCCAGAACCAAUGGACUGAAAUUACAUCAGACAUUAGGAAGAACUUCCUGAUAGUUGGAGU